Messenger RNA from Ostertagia ostertagi, 1071 nucleotides. The record is from the annotation of a GenBank genome assembly. Lineage: Eukaryota; Metazoa; Nematoda; Chromadorea; Rhabditida; Trichostrongylidae.
CUGUUUCAAGGAAUUGUGCCGACGUUCUGCGAAGAACUAUUCAAAGAUAUCGAGGCAAAAAAGGAAAAUGGUAAAAAAGCCGGCUCGUACGAAGUCUUCAUUUCCAUGUUUGAAAUCUAUUGUGAAAAGAUUCGAGAUCUGCUGUCGAAUAAAGAGCCACCGAAAGGAGGACUUAAACUACGAGAACAUCCGAAAAGUGGAUUCUAUGUCGAAAACCUUUCAAGUGCACCGGUGAACUCGUACAAAGAGAUCGAGGCCAAAAUCGAACAAGGCACCAAGAAUCGAACGAUUGCCGCCACUAACAUGAACGCGACGAGCAGUCGGGCGCACACCAUUGUGAAACUACUCUUCGUGCAGAAAUCAUCAAAAUCUGGCGGUGGAACGACGACAAAGAAGUCCGAAAUAAACCUCGUGGAUCUUGCCGGAAGCGAACGUCAGCGAGAUGCUGGCACAGAGGGGGAUCGAAUGAAGGAAGGCAUUGUCAUCAACCAGUCUCUGUCCACUCUCGGUCGAGUGAUCAAAGCACUUCAUGAACAGCAAAGCAGUAAAGGAAAGAAAAUUCAAAUUCCCUAUCGCGACUCCGUGCUUACAUGUCUCUUGAAGAACGCCCUCGGCGGAAAUAGCAAAACUAUUAUGAUCGCUGCCAUAUCGCCAGCAGAUAUCAACUACGAUGAGACCUUAUCUACACUUAGGUUUGCCGAUCGAGCAAAAGCAAUUAAGACGAACGCGGUGGUGAACGAAAAUCAGACGGAACGCUUGCUGCGCGAGUUAAGAGAAGAAAACGAACGUCUGCAGAAGGAGCUCAAAGGAGGUGGUGGUGGAACCAGCGAGGAAGUUGAGUCUCUUCGACGUCAACUUGAACAAAACCAGAAAGAGAUGGCUGAAUUGGAGAAGACAUGGCAAGAAAAAGUCGCUGAGGAAGCCGCCAAGCUUCAAAGCACAUCUGCCGAGCGUCUGGCGAUUCAGAAACAGCGCAAAGAAAUCCCACAUUUGUGGAACCUCAACGAGGAUCCAGCUUUGACUGACGUUAUCGUUCAUUUCCUGCCACCUGGAGAAGUGACAAUCGGUAAA